Messenger RNA from Trichophyton benhamiae CBS 112371, 432 nucleotides. RefSeq lists its product as uncharacterized. Bases 1 to 432 code for a protein of 143 amino acids. NCBI's taxonomy places the organism in Eukaryota, Fungi, Ascomycota, Eurotiomycetes, Onygenales, Arthrodermataceae. The record is from RefSeq and is a predicted model, not a curated record. The transcript has 2 exons.
AUGAAGAGAGAUCUUGGCGCCCUUUUCCAAGCUGCAAACCUGGAAAACAAAAAACGCCAUAAAAAACAUCCCAACGUCAAGCGUUUUUCUCCUCUACCAAACACGCAAAAAGUCGACAACGCCAGCGAGCCCGCAAGCCAGCCGCAGGAAGAGCUUGCAAGUCAAUGGCCGGUUGAACAGAGGCAGCGUGAGGCUACAUGGCUGCUUAGCUGCGUACAGACAGACACACACAGAGAGAGAGACAGACAGACAGAGUGCUGGGGAUCGGGCUUGCAUAGCUACCUUCCAGUUUCGACCGCCUCUUUCACCACCCUCCUCCUACUUGCUCUAUCAUGGCCGGCAAUGCAGCGCGGAGCCGCUCUGGCUCUGGCGCCUCUCACUACGGAACGGGCGACGACGAAGGCUCUGUGCUGGGAACAGGGCUUACUGUGA